AUGGAUUUUGAAGCAGCCUACAUCGUUGAUUCAGUGGGGGAAACGCCGACUACAUUCAAGUCGGCGAUGGAAUCAAGCGACUCCGGCAAGUGGAAAGAAGCGUGUGACUCGGAGUUCGAUUCGCUUCAGAGAAACGACACGUGGGAAAUCGUGCCUCUUCCGAAAGGUCGCAAGGCCAUCGGGUGCCGAUGGGUUUUUCGUGUAAAGGAGAAUCAAGAUGGCGAAGUUGAACGUUUCAAGGCAAGACUUGUGGCCAAAGGAUUCUCACAGAAAUUCGGAGUUGACUAUGAAGAAACUUUCGCACCGGUGGCCAAGUUCACAUCGAUUCGUGUGGUGCUCAGUAUGGCGGCUAAGUACGGCCCUAAUGCUACAUCAGAUGGACGUCAAGACAGCGUUUCUUAA
Messenger RNA from Peronospora matthiolae, 402 nucleotides. Lineage: Eukaryota; Oomycota; Peronosporomycetes; Peronosporales; Peronosporaceae. The record is from the annotation of a GenBank genome assembly.